Molecule: messenger RNA, 633 nt
Organism: Cylicocyclus nassatus
Lineage: Eukaryota; Metazoa; Nematoda; Chromadorea; Rhabditida; Strongylidae
Source: the annotation of a GenBank genome assembly
GCGAAACAAUGCCGGAAAUGAUUCACAAGAAGCUCUCGCUAUACGCUGAGUUCUCCGAAUUUUCCAGGAAACAAAUCAGAUUUUUCAACGAAACUUUCAAAAAGUAUGAUGAAGAUGGUGAUGGAUUUAUUGAUUUCGACGAAUUGAAAAGAAUGAUGGAAAAGCUUGGUGAAGCUCAGACACACAUAGCUUUGAAGGAAAUCAUAAGGAAGGUUGAUGAGGACAAAGACAACAAAAUCUCGUUACGAGAAUUUUUCCUCAUCUUCCGCCUGGCUGCUCAAAAUCAACUCGGUUGCUCAGAGGUGUUCCAAACUCUAGUCGACAGUGUUGAUGUAACAAAAGAAGGUGUUCUUGGUGCUGCAAGCUUUUUCCAAGCAAAGAUCGAAGAACAAACCAAACUCUCGAAAUUCGAGCAAGAAAUCAAAGAAGAACAAGAAGAACGUAAACAUCAAGAAGAAGAGAAGAAAGCUCGACGAGAGAAAUUUCUCCAAAAUAAAAGCAUAUUCCAGUGAAUUUUGUUUGACAUUUUGUUAUGUCGUUUUGUAAGCAUCGACUGCUUGUCCCUUUGUCUAAUAAUUAUAAUUUUGUUUAUAACAUUUUAUUGCUGUGACUGUACAUAAAUUGUAAAAGGCA